CGCGCAUCGUCGCACGCGCACGCUUCAGUGCCGCGACAAACGAACGUUCACACCGUUCGUCGCGCGAAGCAGAUCGCACCGCGGGUCGACUAGCGUCGCGCGGGUGGAUCGCGCGGGGAGACCGGGGACGCGCUCGAUCGCGGGAAGCGCUGAGGGAGAGGAAAAACACCGGAGACCAUGAAGCUCGUGCGGUUCCUCCAGAAGCUCUCACACGAGACGUGCACCAUCGAGCUGAAGAACGGGACGGUCGUGCACGGGACGAUCAUGGGCGUCGACAUCAGCAUGAACACGCACCUUAAGAACGUGAAGAUGACGCUGAAGGGAAAGAACCCGGUGUCGAUGGAUCACCUCAGCGUGCGAGGGAACAACAUUCGGUAUUACAUCCUCCCGGACUCGCUCAACUUGGACACGCUGCUCGUGGACGACACGCCGAAGAUCAAGUCGAAGCCCGGGGCGAAGCCCGGCGCGGGGGCGGGGGCGAGGGGACGCGGGCGCGGACGGGGGAGGGGGCGGGGGCGGGCGCGUUGAUGCGUUGAUGCGGACGCGUCGACGAAAGAACGGAACGAAACGGCGGCCGAGAGAGAGACUUCGCGACGGCGUCGACGCGACUCGCUGGGAACUUAGCUGUUACUACUCACUCACCCUCGUUACAAAAUGGACGAGGCACACUACUACUGUAUACGACGUGCUCAUUGCUCG
Micromonas pusilla CCMP1545 is the source of this 699-nucleotide messenger RNA. RefSeq lists its product as uncharacterized. The record is from RefSeq and is a predicted model, not a curated record. The transcript has 2 exons. Gene Ontology annotation, biological process: RNA processing; spliceosomal snRNP assembly. The coding region runs from base 178 to 528 and encodes 116 amino acids. Gene Ontology annotation, molecular function: RNA binding. Gene Ontology annotation, cellular component: U2 snRNP; pICln-Sm protein complex; precatalytic spliceosome. NCBI's taxonomy places the organism in Eukaryota, Viridiplantae, Chlorophyta, Mamiellophyceae, Mamiellales, Mamiellaceae.